Molecule: messenger RNA, 993 nt
Organism: Linnemannia hyalina
Lineage: Eukaryota; Fungi; Mortierellomycota; Mortierellomycetes; Mortierellales; Mortierellaceae
Source: the annotation of a GenBank genome assembly
AUGACCAUCACCAGGACAGUGUUGACCUACCUCGAACAUGAGGUCGUCAACCCAGCCUCGAAAUUCGUCGAGAAAUACGCUUUCGAAAUGCCAAACGUCACCGACCUCGCAGACACCUACAAAGGCACUUGGUACCUUUCCCCCCGCCAGCAUACCAUCGAGUUUGUCUGCUAUAAUGUGUUGUUCUUUGUGCUCCUCCGGAUCGGGUUGCAGCUGUUCCGUAAGAAAGGAUCGGCAUUUUACAGCCCUCGGUUGGACCAACUCACGGAGAGCAUCAGCUCGAAUGUGCUGGCGGGACAUGUGAUGGACAAGGCCGUCUUGGUUCUCCUCUGCGGAUCAUACGCUCUCACCGUCUAUCACAAGGUCUUUGGCGAUAGCUACAUGUACCUCCUCCAGCCCUGUCACGUCAACCUGCUCUUGCUCAUUUUCACCAUGGUCGGACCCAAGGAGAGCAAGGUCACCCGCAUGGCCUUUAAUUCGUACCUGCACUACAUAUGGGCUACCAUCUUUGCCCUCUCCUUUCCCGACACUAGUGAGAACGGCCUCUACCUGGUCAUGGAGAACUUUUGGUUCGGCAUUGGUAAUACGAUUUCCCACUCCCUCUUAGAGCACUACUUGCUCCUGCUUGUCCCCAUUUAUCUGAUCUACACCAGGCGAUUCGUUGUCUUCCCUCUGUCGUUCUCCUACGCCGUCUUCUCCUACGCCCUCUUCUGUCUCUUUCACUCCUUUAUCCUCAGUGGAUUGGGGCUCUUGACCGGACACAACCUUAACUACAUGCUCGUCCCUCCCAACUCCCCACUGAUGCAUACGUUGGGCAAGUACUACAGACUGGUCAUCUACUCUGGCAUCUUUGUGUCAUGCCUGGUGUCGAGAUACAUCCUAGUCGAGGUCUUCUCGGUCGGAUUGAAGAUCAAGGAAUGGAACAAGCGCAAUGGACUCAUGCGCACCCAGGGCAUCCCUGAUAUCCAGAAGAUGGGCAUCAAGCUCGAGUAA